Molecule: messenger RNA, 477 nt
Organism: Stegodyphus dumicola
Lineage: Eukaryota; Metazoa; Arthropoda; Arachnida; Araneae; Eresidae
Source: RefSeq, a predicted model, not a curated record
AUGAAACCAAACUACUGCAAAGUAGAAACUGCAGAUGAUCUUCUAGAGGAUAAUACGGAAUAUAGACAAGCAGUAGGGGCAUUAUUACAUAUUGCAACAAUUAGCAGACCAUGUAUAGCAUGCGCCGUCAAUCUACUGAGUGGAAGAAACGAAAAAACUCGGAAAAUAGAUUGGAAUGCUGUCAUUCGAUACUUAAAUACAACUAAAGAUUUGAAGUUGGUUUUUAAAAAAGUUCAAGAACCUAUACUAACUGCAUAUUCCAAUGCAGCUUUGGCAAAUAACAGAACAACUAGAAAAUACAUUAGCAUAUACUUAUUCAAACUAGGAAAUAACUGCGUUUCAUGGAGCAGGAAAAGGCAAAACUGCACUACAUUAUCUUCAACUGAAGCAGAAUAUAUUGCAGCAGCUAAUACAGCACAAGAAGCACAAUGGUUGUUAAAUUUACUUAAAGAUCUAAAACGAGACAAAAUCUACUGA